AUGGCUUCGACACUCGAACGGCAAGAAUCAUCUCAGUCGUCGCCCAGCUCGUCUGAUAACGAGAACCGCGCCCCGCUGGAAGAGACAACCCCCGACACGUCUUCACUCUCUCGGGCAAUUAAAGCCAGGCGGGCGGAGUAUACCACACAGCGGUCGAUCCGAGUCAAGGUCGGGUCAUGGAAUGUGGCGGCCCUUCCCGGUACAGAGGAAGAUAUCGGGAAGUGGUUUGUUCAGAAGGAAGGAAUAUGUGAACAUCUGUCGGGCUUACGAGUUUCUGGUCUGGAAGAAGCUCCUAGCAGUGAUAAUGGUAGCAAGAAAACUUUCGCACCACCCGACUCUGAACCUGAGCAAGUUGGCCUUUACGUCUUGGGGUUGCAGGAGAUCGUCGAUGUCUCCUCCCCGGCAGAGACGCUGAGGCCCUAUGUUGAUCCGGCGCCAGCGAACAGAUGGAAGGAGGCCGUACAAGCGGCCCUGCCCUCUGGAUACGUCUUGGUUGCGGAAACUCAGUUGGUAGGCUUAUUGCUGUUGAUCUAUGCCGCCCCACCGUUGGCGGACAGCAUAUCCUGCGUCAGCUGUGCUAAUGUUGGCACUGGGCUGUUGGGCUAUAUGGGCAACAAAGGUGCUGUUGCAGCACGUCUAUUGAUCGGGGAGACUACCUGCUUGAUGUUCAUCAAUUCUCAUCUGGCAGCUGGCGCAGAUAAAGGUAGCCUGGAUCGACGGAACUGGGAUGCAUCCCAAAUUAUCGCUCGCGCCAAGUUUGAUCCAAUUGACACCGAUGCAACGCUCAGAGAUGAGCCGACAGAGAAUAUCGGCAAGGAAGACUUUUGCUUCUGGUUCGGUGAUCUUAACUAUCGACUUGAGGAUAUUCCGGGCGACGACGUACGGCAAGUGCUCUCUCGACACACGGAGAAUGAAUACGACAAAAGGCACAGGUCACAUUCUGUCAGCGACGAUCCGGGGUCGCGACCAGCAGAAGCUGAUCACGAGCACCUUCCCACAGUUUCUGAUGAACAACUGGACCCUCAUUCGGACCCGGCCUCCUUACAAACUACCAUCUCAUCAUUACUCCCGCACGAUCAACUCCGCCUGCAGCAAGAGAAGCAGAAAGCGUUUCACGAAGGAUGGCGAGAGGGGGAUAUUUCUUUCCUUCCAACUUACAAGUACGAUGUGGGUAGCGUUGCUAAGUUCGAUUCCAGCGAAAAGCAACGAGGACCAAGUUGGUGCGACCGGAUCCUCUACCGGACACGCCGCGACAAGUUGAUCCAUGAGAAGAUAGCCAAAGAGGCCGCAGAGGCCAGAAAACGGGACGAGGAAAUGAAAGCCCGAGGUUUGGAUAAGGCCGCCGCUGACGACAACGUAUUGUUUGACUAUGACCCUGACGUGGAUGGGGCAGACAGUGGUGACGAAUACGAUCCAGCUAUGGACUUUGGAAGUGACAAUGUCACCCUCAACUCUCUGUCUGAUGCUGAAGAUCCCAUCAAGCUGGACUAUUAUGUAUCACACCAGGGGAUUCUCAGUUCGGACCAUAAACCUCUCGCUGCUGGGUUUACUCUGAAGUACGAAUCGGUCGUGCCAGAUCUAAAAGCAAAGGUACAUCAAGAAGUGGUACGAGAACUGGAUAAAGUGGAAAAUGAGUCUCGGCCAGGCUUGACGGUGGUAGUAGAUCAUCAUGGCUACGAAUCCACCAACAAAUCAUCGGAAGGUGACCCAAAUGCAAUAAAUUUCGGAGACAUACUGUUCGACGUGCCUGUGACCAGAAGCCUAACAGUUGCGAACACCAGCGGUGUUCCCGCUACUUUCACGUUCGAGAGACCAGACCAUGAUGCCAGUCAUGGUCAAAAUCUUUCAGCGUGGUGCGAAUUUUAUGUGGCACAACCGCACCGUGAGGAUGCGGAGACCGUCAAGCCUAGCCCACAACCACAUGAAUGCACCUUAUUACCUGGAGAGCUAACCAACAUUGAGGUGACGGCACAUGUCAAAGACAUUGAGCUGGCUCGGACAUUGAAUGAUGGAAAAUUUACGCUGGAGGAAAUUCUAGUCCUUCGGGUUAACAAUGGGCGGGACCACUUUAUACCGGCCUACGGCAAAUGGCUUCCUACGUGCUUUGGAAGGAGCUUGGAGGAGCUGACAUUGAUGCCCGAAUCUGGCGCACGCACUCUACCAGCUGCCGAGUUGUCGACGCGUCAAAAAGAAGGCAUGGGGGUUCCCCUUUCGGCACCUCGUGAGCUUUUCCGCUUGACAGAGGCCAUCUCUGAGCUGACAGAACGCGCUGUCGCUGAGUGGAGCAUGAUCAGAGGUGAUUCUGCGGGGACCAACCCUCCGUGGGAAACCUCAAAACAUGGCCCAGGGUGGCCUUUUGAGCCAUUAACAUGGACGUUGAAAGACGAAGAUGAGCGGAGGCAUUUGUUAGCAUCUGUCCGAGAAGCAUUGGACACCAACCAGCAGUUCAACGCCGUGUUUGCGCCUGAGGUAUCCUCACUGCAUCGGCUCGAGAUCCUGAGCGAAGCUCUGCUGGUAUUCCUGACCUCCCUCAAAGACGGAAUCGUCUCCGCCACGGUAUGGCAUGAUUUGGAUCAAGACAUUUUGUCCCGCGAGAAGGCCAAAAUGCCGCCACAGUCGUGGGAAGAAUCUCAAGCGUGGGUAUUAGAAAGCCUUGCAUAUUCUCCUGUCCACAGUGUGUCGUUCACAUUUGUCACGUUCAUGCUCGCUCGCAUUGCCAACGAAGUGGCGCCCGUCUCAUCGAUGCCUUCAGGUGCCCCUGGCAAAACCAUCUUCGAGGCCCAACCGGAUGGCUGCGCUCAAUCUGCCAAGACAACUGAGUCUACCCCAUCGACACCGGUAUCUCCUGCGGCAGCUUUUAUAUCGGGCGGAAGCUUCCGACGAAAGACGCGAACAUCUACAAUCUCGAGUGUAUCAGACACUGCGGCCACUACGCUCAUUGCACGACGACAGGCUGUCGAGACCGCCCUUGCAGGAAUCUUCUCCAAAGUACUCAUCUCCUCGGAUGUUCCAAUUCCGAGUAAAGACAAGGAGCGACGUGCUCUGGAGGACCGGAAACGGAGUAUAAUCGAACCAUUUUUGAAGACCAUUGGAGUUGAUUCCAAUGGCCCGUCAGGUGGCGCUUAA
Aspergillus terreus NIH2624 is the source of this 3126-nucleotide messenger RNA. RefSeq names its product phosphatase family protein. The transcript has a single exon. Gene Ontology annotation, biological process: phosphatidylinositol dephosphorylation. The coding region runs from base 1 to 3126 and encodes 1041 amino acids. Lineage: Eukaryota; Fungi; Ascomycota; Eurotiomycetes; Eurotiales; Aspergillaceae. Gene Ontology annotation, molecular function: phosphatidylinositol-4,5-bisphosphate 5-phosphatase activity. The record is from RefSeq and is a predicted model, not a curated record.